AGCCCCACCCUGGAGUGGGUGGGUGGUAGCCUGAAUGGAGGAUCCCAUCCUGUGGGCUGGGUGGCCUCAGGGGGAUGUUCAAGAGCUCUGCUUCAGAGCCCUCAUUUCCACACUACACUCACUUUGGACAGCAGAUUUCAGAGUGACCUUACACAGUAGUGUUACUUGGAGAAGGUGCAUAGAAUAUUUGACAUGGCUCCCAAAGGCUCUUCAAGUAAAAAGGAUGAUUAUAAAAAAGCACAAGUCAAGCAGUGUGGAAAACGGAAAGCAAGACCUCCACACAAAUUUACACAGGAUGAAUUACAGAUUCUGAAACGAUCAUUUGAAGAGAAUCCUUACCCUAAUUACAGCACCAAGGUGGAACUUGCCAGAGUACUUCAGUGCCAAUUGUAUGUCAUUGAUAAUUGGUUCCAAGGUCAAAGAUGCAGACUACCACCUGCAGAGAAAAAGAGAAUCUUUGCCAUGAAAAAAUUAAACCGUUUCCUUGUCCAGAAGUCUCAGUCGCUGCUCUCCCCUAAUAGCCUGGCACAAUUAGACAACUCUUCCAUGCAGGACACCACCUUGCAUGACCAGGAGACACUACUACACAGAGGUGGCUUCUCUUACCUGGAAACACAGGCCAUUCCCAGUGGAUGUGUUUGCUCAGGUGAUGCUGCGUUCACAGGUAUUGAAGAGGAUCCAAGAAGUCCCCUGGAGUUUCAAAAUUUACCAGAAAGUGGAGCUUCUUAUACUUCUCCACCAGCCAAAUUUAUUUAUUCUAAUACAUCUUUGCAGUAUUUUGAAAGUGCCAGAUAUGAGCCAGAAAAUAGCUACUAUUCUUUGCCCUUUACUCCCCAUGAUAUUUUCACUGGCCAGGGGACAGGCCAGCAGCAAGAAGGGCAGAAGGUCUAUUUUCAGUGUAUGACAUUUCAAGGACAGCAGGGAAGCCCCUGGGAAUACCGUGUGCAGCAGCUUCCACAGCCCCAGUAUUACCUAGAGAAUUACCAGUUGCCAUCCCAUGACCAAUUUUUGGCAAACCAGAAUCCAAGUGACUUAGGACAACAGGAGCCCAACCUUGCAUCGGAACAGCAAAGUCCUGGGGCUUCUCUGAGCUCUCUGCUGCAGCAGGCGCCCAUGCAAAUAGCAGAAAGGUCUCCAUCACCUCUUUGGUAAGGGAUGCAGCAGGUUCCUGAUGAGAUUUCAAUAUCUGAAGUCCAGCAGCACCUUGAGAAUGGCUGUCCACUGGUUAAACUCUAAGUGUGGUAGGAAGUGAUAGAAGGACUGAGAAAGAUAGAUCACCCUGUCUGCACAGAGGGAAGGAAGGGAAAGGUCUGUCACUUGCAGAAAUUCACUGUUUUUUAAAUUAACUCCACCAGGAUGAUUAAGACAAGAAUUUUGUGAAUGUGUAUGAAAUAGUACUAUUUUGAGUCAUUGAAUUACAUAUAUACACAGUUACCACAUUUCUGAAAAAUGGCACCUUUACUUCUAGCAAUUAUAUUUAUUUUUAUUUAUUGCAUGAGUUAAAACUGUCAUGGUAUAUGGAAUCACAACAGUGAGAGGCCAGAGCACUGCCUGCCCCGCCUAGCUUCAACUUCAGCUUGGGCAUGCGUUAUCAGUUUCUGCCAAGUACUCUUUUGGUUUCUCUUUCAGGAUCUUAAUAUCAUCUGCCUGUACAAAUUUUGAGUUUUAAAAUGCUUUAGUCUAUGGCAAAAAUGUGAUUUUGUUUUUCUUUAAAGUUCUUGUAGUCAUUUAAAUAGAUUUUUCUUACAGUAACUAAUUUUGGUUAACUGGUCAUUACUGUAGGGAGCUUCACCUCUGUGACAUGUCAACAGACCCUUGUUUUAACGAAUAAUUUGUGUGUGCAUAGUUUUCCCAGGGCGGUUUUCUUCUUGUCACUGUUUUGCCUCACUCAGCUGUGCAGUACCAGGACCUACAGCUACACCUCUGUGCCAUCCUAAGGAACAUUCUGUUCCACAGUAACUCAGCUAAUCCAAGCAUGUGUACUUAAGCAUUGCUGGAUCACUUUUCCUAACAUGUUGAUUCAAACUUUUCCAUGGUAUGUUCAUGAAUAAAUUGUACUCAUUUUUUACUUUCCCACUGCGAUUACCGGUAGGGUUUGGGGGUCUGUUUAGUUAGUAUGGAAAAUGUGCUUUUAUUAUGAUACUCUUAGAUUCUUAUACAAAAUGGUAUUUCUUCAUUAAAGUUUUAAAAUUUU
Cavia porcellus (domestic guinea pig) is the source of this 2194-nucleotide messenger RNA. RefSeq names its product cytoplasmic polyadenylated homeobox-like protein. NCBI's taxonomy places the organism in Eukaryota, Metazoa, Chordata, Mammalia, Rodentia, Caviidae. The transcript is spliced from 3 exons. Gene Ontology annotation, molecular function: RNA polymerase II cis-regulatory region sequence-specific DNA binding; DNA-binding transcription factor activity, RNA polymerase II-specific. Gene Ontology annotation, cellular component: nucleus. Bases 193 to 1152 code for a protein of 319 amino acids. The record is from RefSeq and is a predicted model, not a curated record. Gene Ontology annotation, biological process: regulation of transcription by RNA polymerase II.